AUGAGCAACAACGCACAUCGCAUAGCUUCACCUUCAGAAUAUCUGGAAUAUGAAAUAAUGGACAUCGAACCAGAGAAAAGCCACUUACAGCGACUUUCCCAUGAAUAUUUAAAGCCUAAUAUCGGGUUGGUUUAUUUGUUGACGGCUAAUCUGUUUAAUAGCGCGAUGGUUGUUUCGACAAAGCUGUUAGAGACAGAUCCGACCUUAGAAGCUCCUAUAACGCCACUGCAAAUUUUGGUGGUUCGAAUGUUCAUCACAUAUGUCGGCACGUUAAUAUACAUGUACUGGAACAGAGCUAAAAUCGACCAUGUUCCGUGGGGUCCGCCCGAAAUGCGCAAAUGGCUAAUACUUAGAGGAUUCACUGGAUUUUUCGGCGUUUUUGGGAUGUAUUAUUCCUUGAUGUAUUUAUCAGUCCCAGAUGCUACAGUAAUAACGUUUUUGGGACCGUCACUCACGGGAAUAUUAGCCUGGAUUAUACUACAUGAAAGGUACUCUAAAGUUGAAGCACUAGGUGGUGUGAUCUCGCUUUUUGGUGUCGUGCUAAUUGUGCGACCAACGUUCUUGCUGGGAGGAUCCGGAACUGGUCAAACUAACGACGCUGUGGAGUCGAGUGAUCCAAAAGAUCGGCUUUUCGCAACGCUUGUGGCGCUCGUCGGUGUUCUGGGCUCUUGCAACGUCUACAUCAUCAUUCGUUACAUUGGUAACCGGGUUCAUGCCAUUAUGACUGUCUCAUAUUUCGCUCUCAUAGUAUGCGUCGUGUCCUUUGUCGGAAUUUGUACUAUUCCUUCCAUUGGGUUUCAAAUGCCACAAACAGGUAGACAAUGGUUUUUGUUCUCACUCAUAGGAUUCUCAGGGUUUUUCAUGCAACUAUUGCUAACCCUGGGUAUUCAGAAAGAGCGCGCUGGAAGAGGCGCUUUCAUGGCGUACUCUCAGGUAAUCUAUGCCUUAUUAUGGGAUAUGAUUAUAUGGCACCACUUGCCGGGCUUGUGGUCAUGGUGCGGGAUGAUUGUGAUCGUAGGUUGCGGUAUCUGGGUCAUUCGCUUUAAACCCAAGCCAGAGAUUACAGUGCUGACUGGUCAGGACAGUAUUCAAAUGGAGAAUUUUGAAAUUGAAGAAGAGAGUCAACAAAACAAGACGUAG
Lachancea nothofagi CBS 11611 is the source of this 1140-nucleotide messenger RNA. Lineage: Eukaryota; Fungi; Ascomycota; Saccharomycetes; Saccharomycetales; Saccharomycetaceae. The record is from the annotation of a GenBank genome assembly.